Messenger RNA from Podarcis lilfordi (Lilford's wall lizard), 5411 nucleotides. The record is from the annotation of a GenBank genome assembly. Lineage: Eukaryota; Metazoa; Chordata; Lepidosauria; Squamata; Lacertidae.
AUGGCGCUGGAAGGCCUGCAGCCUUCUGUGUAUGCGCCCUGCCAGAGGGAAGGCCCUGUUGCUAUGGGAACCAGAGUAACAGCCACAGGCCGGCAGGGAGAAAGAAGGCCUAGAAGUUGUGGAGCUGCUCUGGAGGCAGCAGCAGCAGUCGUAGCAGCAGUAGCAGGAGGACCAGGCAAGUAAGUGCUCAGCCAGCCUUUGUCUGCUCUCUUGGUCUGGAAUGGCUGAGGAUGGGCUGCUGGGCCCUGGGGCACCUGCUCAACGUCCUUGCAGACCUCCUUGCUCAUGUCCUUGCUUGGACUGGUACCUGGCAUUUGCACUCAAGGAACUUGUGGUGUGGGGAGAGGGUUGAUUAGGCCCAGCCUUUGAAUGCAUGCAUGGGGCAGGGACGAAAAGCCUCAGUGUUACAGGGAAGGGCCACAGUGAGGGGUGGCCUACUGGGCUCUAGGAAGUAGCGAUGGAGGAGGCAGCUGCCUCGGAAAGAUGGGGUAGCAUCACGAGAGGGUGUGCUUUGCAUGCAGUAGAUCCCACGUCCCCACAGCAUCUGCAGGUAGGGCUAGCAAUGGCCCCUGCCUGAAACCCUGCAGAGUAAGUAGAGAUUGCAGAGCUAGAUAGACCCAACGGUUUGACUUGGUAUAAGGCAGCUUCCUAUGUUCUUAUGAGAAACCAAUUGCUCACUAAGGUGCUAGCACGCUUUUGAAUCCAGACAGGUUGUUAUAGGGAGUUAUUCUGGAUUUGAAAGUACAAGGCUAUAAGCUAUUAUUUAUUAAGAAUACCUGUAGACUGCUCUUUAGCCUCACACAGUGUGUAGUUGAACUAUGGAACUCCCUUCCACAGGAGGCAGUGAUGGCCACCAAUUUGGAUGGCUUAAGAAUCAUAGAAUCGUAGAAUUUAGAGUUGGAAGGGGCUCAAGGGUCAUCUAGUCCAACCCCCUGCAAUGCCGGAAACUUGCCCAACAUGGGACUCAACAUGGGGCUAUGAAUGGCUACUAGCUAUGAUGGUUAUGCUCUGCCUCCAUAGUCAGAGGCAUUAAUGCUUCUGAAGCCCAGUUGCUGGAAACCACAGAUGGGGAAAGGACUCUUGUGCUCAGGUCCUACUUGCAAGCUUCACAGGCAACUGUGAGAACAGAAUGCUGGACUGGAUGGACCAUUAGCUCAUCCAGUUCUUAUGUAUAUGUUACAAGAGACUUUCAAAGCAGCUUACAGAAGUUUCCCAGAAUAAAUCAUAUUCAGGUUUAAUAUCAGGAGCAAAAAUUACAUGGUGUCCCUCUGGUGCUAAGUGUUCUGCCUGCCUCCUCCUCUCUGCUGCACUUUUGCUCCUUAUCUAUUGUGCAACAGCCCUGAGGCACGCAAGGGAGCAGGGCUGUGUAGCUGGAUCUCACUCAGGCCAUGAAGGAGGCAGGUCUUCUUAUAGCUUCUUAAGUGCCUCUAGGUUGGAGUUCAUUUAUCUCCACCCUACCUCCCUGUGUCUCAUUGCUGAGCCUUCUACCAUAUAAAGAGGCUGGGGACAGAGGAGAUGUAAGCACUGAUACCUUCAUGUUGAAAGAUUUGAAAUGGAAGCAGAACAUGAAAGGAGAGAUCUGUUGGAGCUGGGAUGCACAUUUCAGGGUCACACGCAGUUGAACAUCUGUAUUAUUGCAUAUAGCAGGAGGCAAAGGUGCUACAGUGGAAUAUUGCUACCAAUGCCUUUUUGAAAUGCCAUCUGCUAUGCUUUCAAGUUCCUAUAGAGCCCUCAGAUAGAUCACAGUGUUUCAGUUCUUACUGACAGGAAAGAGAAAGUGUCAAAAGCAGGCAGGUAAGAAGCUUGCUGUUUGCCUUUUAAAUUGUCAGCUGCCAUAGAUAACCAUAUGCCUUCCUCCCAAAUGAGCCUACUCACUAAAAAUAGCAUUUCUUUUCCUAUGUAUUUUUUAUUAUGUAGUUAUAUCCCAUCCUUCCUGAAAUGAGCUUAGAGCGGCCUACACAGUUCUCUACUCCCUCCUCCCUGCCCUUACAACAACCCUAUCAGGUUGGUUAAGCUGAAAGAUGAUGAUUGGCCCAAGGUCACUUAGUGAGCUUCAUAGCUUAAGGGGGAUGUGAACUCAGGACUUCCCAGUCCUGCUCUGAAUUCACUUGCAACCAUGCCAACUUCAACUGGAUUCUUCUCCAGGGCUCCAUUUACCGGUAGUUGUCUUUAAAGGGGCCUCCCCACACUGUAACUUGCAAGUGUGCUUUGGAAUCUGUGCUUCCAGAAAUAUAAUAUUUAAGAUUAUGCAGUGAAUAAUAAGCAAUUUUUUACAUAGUGUAAAAUAUUUCCAGUCUGUGUUUGAUAAUUUGUAGGGCGGGAAAUAUGAAGACAGGACAGUAGAUUCUUAUAUAUUGGCCAUUGAGAUGAAAUUGGUUACAUUAUCUGUACAAGGGCAGCAAAUAACUUAUGGAAGCCAGUUUUUCGUAGCAGAUUACUGUACAGAUACUUCCAGGCGGAAUAUUUCUCAGGAGUUUGGCAUGUUGAUUCAGUGCACCAAUAGUAAUGAUGAUGAGUGAGCUUCCCCAGCUUGCCUUGGAUUGCUCCCCCCCCCCCAGCUUUCUAGGAGAAAGCUUAAAAAAAACAGAGAUCACUCCGUUUCAAGCCUGCCCGCUCCCUGUUCCAACAAGCAUCUUUUUGAACAACCUUGAGGAUGUACUUAGUUCCUGCUUGGGUGCAGUGAACUUGUUUUCUAGGCUUUUUGGUUUAUUCAUUGAAUUGGGAGGCCUAGAAAACUGUAACUCCUAUGAAUUGUGGCAGGAAAUUACAGUCCAGCUAAGGAGAGGUCCACAAGACCUUUCCAGUAAGCCUUCCUUGCCAUUAAGAGCUCAGUUAAGAGCCCAUGAUCCCUUUCAAGUAAGAUGCUCCUACAUUCAGAUAGAAACUUGCAAGGGUGGUGCAUUGUCUGCUGCAUCUUCAAACAACCAGGUUCUGUUCUGAUCCAAAUAAACAGUCCUGGCCAUUAGCAGAUAGCAAGGUGGGACUGGGCGGGUCAUCUGACCUCCCUCCAAUGAAGUUGCCACUGCAUACCAGGAUGAAGAGGGAGAUGGGAGCAGUGACGACAAGGUCAGUGUGAUGCUAAUGUGCUGGUAGAACCGUUCUGACACUCCUACUAGCACAUUUGCACAGCACCAACCUUGUGGUCUCCCCUCUCUAUCUCAGUGUGCAGCAGCGACUCAGCUGGAGUGAGAGAUGCAGCCACACCGUGUCAUCUGCUAAUUGGAAAGGGGGGCUCAAGGCACCCGUUACACAUCACACAAAAAAGGGAGUGAUAACUGGGUAAUGGAAGGCUGACAAUUCUCUUGUUAUUGGAAUACAGACAAACAAAAAUCCAUGUAAAUGAGAAUAUCAGAUCUUGAGACUGCUUCUCUACUAAUUUUCACUUUGAGUUUCAUAUUGAUAUAUUUUUGAAGGGAAAUAAUUGGCAGCCAUUCUCAGUUCAGUGAUAGUCAGGACUGAAACUCAAGCAGAAUUGUGAAUUCCUGGAGACUUUUUUCUCACUGUUUAAACCAAGUUUGUUGUUGUUCUUAUUCCAGAGGUUCUGACAGAUUAAUCAAAGAUGCUAACAGACCGAGUCCAGAAAUCCUUGGGUCCCCACAAGUUCUCAGAAGAAUUUCAAAGCAAGGUGGUGGUACCUCACAUCCCAAAACUGGUCAAAGAAGAAAAGAAGCAUGCCCCAGUAUGUUUGCUUGCGCUCAGCUGAUCUAAUACCUGGCCAAGUCAUUGAAUCUGCCUUUGUGAUAAUGACUCCUGAACACCUUUUAUUUUGUCAUGCCUUAGAGCUUAUCCACAUUUACCUUUCCUCCAUGCUUUCCAGGCAUGGUGAACACUUUAAAGCACCGUGUUCAGACACCCCCCUUUUUCUCUCUGGAGCUUUCCCCUCAAAAAACUGCUCUUUAAAGCUGAAUUGGAGCAAAUGGCAAUCCGUGGAAAAUCCACAUUGCCAUUUGUUGUGCUUCGGCUUUUAAGACUGGGCUCUUGCACAGAAAGCUCAGGGGGUGGGGAAGUCCUUGAACAUUGAGCUUUAAAGUGCGCAACAUGCUCGGAAAAAGCAGGACAAAAAGUAAGUCUGAAUAAACCCUUAAUGUGAGACAGUAAGCAAAAGACAGUGCAUUUUAAAUACAAUGUCCAUUUUAGAUCAGGAUGGACAGAAAGUAGAUGAGCAUCUUCUGGGUGAGUUUGCAGUAGACUGGCAAGGAGGGCUUCUAACUUCCAGCUGUUUAGUGCUAGGAGAGAAAAAAAUGUCUCUUCCUGCCCUGCCCCCCAAAUUAGACUGAUUGCAGAAAUAGUCUGAGGUGACCAGGAGUGCAUUUCUGUGCAUAACAACUAUGGGCUCAGUUUACUUCUAGUGUUCAAAAUUAAUUCCUGGGCUCAAAAUUGUUUCUUUCUAAGACUAUGACUUUUGCACCAGGCUGGUAGAUCUCAGGGUUCUAGUAGAAUAAGAACAGCAGAUCCUGCAAUCUGGACAUCUGUCCACUCCUGUUUUUGGUGAUGUUUAGGCUUUAUGUUCUAAAAAUAGAAAAACCUGUCACUGAUUAAAAUACCCCUUAGUGUGUACUGAAGACCAGAAGGAGACUCAUUGAGGCGGAGAGAGACAAUGAUUCACCAGUAUAUGAUGGAUUGUGUGUGUGUGUUGUUAAGUCUAUAAGUUUGAGGAAGAGAGCUUCCGCUGGUUCCCUUUGCUUGUUCUUUUGCUCCCUACAUAGGAGCAAGAAGACAAGGUUAUCAACACUUGUCAAAACCACUUGUAGUAAAGAGGCAUGGCAGAAGUCAAUAGGAAGGGAGUUCCGCAGUUUUGGGGUAAUCACUGAGACAAAGAUGCACACAGUUUGAUAAAUUAUUAUUAUAUAAUUGCUGUCCCACUUUCCUUAUUAGUUUGUGAGACACAAAGUGGAAAACGAGCUUAUGCUUUUCAAAUAUUCCCACCCUGUCUCUGGCUGCAACUCUUAGCCAGUUUAUUUGUCAUUCUGUACAUGAGCCCAAGUCUUUUAUUGUGCCCCUCGCCCUUUAAGCAUCUAGAGAAAUUAGCCCUAUCAAAAUCCCACAAUCUCUCUCUAAAAUAGCAAUGGAAUUUAAUUACUUUGUGCCUUAACUGCUGACUUUGUUCAGCACAAGAGAGAAACCAUGCAGACAUCUGAAAAUCUUGCAAGCAGGUGCCAUUUCCAGCAAGAGUUCCUUUAAGAUAGGUUGAAUGGAAGUCCUGCAUCCUGAAUUUUAAAUGUUUCAGCAGGAAAAUUAAUGGAGGUCUAGGAUUCAGCAGUGAACACAUAUUAAUCAGAAGUGCUUAACAAGUAAAGCCUUUCUUAACUCAGGCAUUUAUGUGGUCUUUGUUUUCAACUGCAGUUGACUCCAUCUGCCUUCCUGAAAGCAAUGACUCUGACGACGGAGCAGAUGCUGGCAAACACCCAUGA